ACAUUAAAUGUGUUAGACAAGCAAAAAAUUCCUUUAUUGCCAAGUUAGAUAAUUAUUAUGUAUGUACUUAGAGUAUCAAAUAAAUAUUAAAGUAGGGAUUAAAGUGACCUGCAGAUCUUAAUUUUCAUAUAAAAUUUCAGAUAUAAAGGUACAAAAUGGUUGCAGACGACAAGGAAAACAAGAGGCGCGAAAUAAUCUUGGUCACUGGAAUGUUUAUAUUGCUUGCCAUUACCAUUGGUAUCGUUAUUUGGCAAACUGAUAAAAUCAAAUCAACCGGCAAUUUUGAUAAUAUACAUGUACAAGAAAACAGACCACGACAAAUCACAUGGCCUAGAAUAGCAACAGAUAUGUUCGUUUAUGCCGAUAUGACUUUUCAAAUUCGUAAAAACUCAACCCGUGCACUUGAAGGACAUUUCCACAGCGAUUCAAAAGUAGGAGCAGCUGGAUCGGAAGUAUCAGAGUGUAACGGAAGUGACGUUUGUUUAGAAUGGGCUGGAAAAUCAAUGCUUCAAAUAAAACCUUGGAAACAACUGAUACCUGCUCUUGAUACAAAAAUUGAAUGUUAUGAAGUCUUUGAAAAAGCUCUUAGAUGCAGCGACCAAGAGCUGACUCAUUGUUUUAAAGUGUCGUCUGCUCACUGGUAUGGUGGGUAUGCCGAUAAAAUUCAAAAUUGGCCUUUCCAGAAAAAUUCAAGAAAAAUGUCUGCUUACAUGGUGAAUGACUCGUACGUUGGGGAAAUUGGUGGCGUUGUUGAACGAUAUUUCUUUUCGUCGUCUGGUGUCGGUAUUUUCAUUGACCAUGAUGUCCCUCUCUUCUUUAGUCUAAAUGAGCCCGAUGACGGGUUGAUGUGCUUCACGGCUAAAUUCGGACAAUAUCCGUAUUUCAAUAAUGGAUCUUUUUUUCCCUCCCUUAAGUAUAAUAUUUGUCAAGGCAAGAACGCUCUUGAUAUCCAUCGCAAAAUGUCAGCUUUGUUUAUCGACAAACCAAAUGGAAUCCCAGAUCACAAUCUCUUCAAAUAUCCUAUCUGGUCAACGUGGGCACAAUAUCACAAAGAUGUUAAUCAGUCUACCGUGCUUGAAUUCGCUUCUAAUAUUCUGAAGUACAACUUCACUCAUGCGCAGCUUGAAAUUGAUGACGACUGGACUAAAACAUACGGUGAUAUGGAUUUUAACAAAGAAAAGUUUGAAAAUGCAACAGAUAUGGUUAGGACUUUGAACAAAAAAGGAUUCAGAGUAACAGUAUGGAUACAUCCGUUUUUCAACGUUGACUCUACCUCAUUUUAUUAUGCGGGUUCUAAUUUUAUGUUGGUGCGGCAGUUCGAAAGCAUGGUUCCGGCAAUAACGCCUUGGUGGGACGGAAAACUAGCAGCAAUUCUUGACGUUUCAAAUCAGUCAGCAGUUGACUGGUUUCUAAGUAAGCUCCUCUAUCUUAAACAAACGUACAACAUAAGCUCUUUCAAGUUUGAUGCAGGGGAAACCUCUUGGCUACCCCAUGUCUAUAGUAACGCUAAGAUGAGUUUAAAUCCAGCAGAGAUGUACCCUAUUAAGUGGGUAGAGUUAGCCGCUAAGGCUGAUCAAACUUUUCACCAAGAGGUCAGGGUUGGCUAUAAGACCCAGAAACAUCCCAUCUUUGUGCGAAUGAUGGAUAAAAUGUCAAAUUGGGGCCAUGAUAACGCAUUUAAGACUAUAAUUCCGUGUGUUUUUACAUACGGCCUUUUAGGAUACCCGUUUGUUUUGCCAGACAUGAUCGGCGGAAAUGCGUACAAAAAUCGGCCUGAUCCAGAGCUCUAUAUCCGCUGGUUACAACUCAACACUUUUCUACCUAGCAUGCAGUAUUCAAUUGUUCCAUGGAUUUAUAACGAAACAAUUAUAAAGAUAGCACAAAAAUUCACGAAAAUGCACGAGACGUAUUCUGAUGUACUGCUGAAGUAUGCAAACGUUGCAACACAAACCGGAGAACCAAUUAUUCGUCCCCUUUGGUGGAUUGCACCUGAUGAUGACGUUGCCCUCACGAGUGAAGAUGAGUUUCUUGUCGGAGAUGAAUUUCUGGUUGCACCUGUAAUGGAAGCUGGAGCUCGAGCACGUGAUAUUUACUUUCCAGUUGGUCGUUGGCGAGAUCAAUUUAAGGAUAUUAAUAAAACAUUUGAAGGACCUAAGUGGGAGAUUAACGUGUCAAUUGCCUUAGACGAGCUUGCUUUUUAUAGAAAAGUAUAGAAAGAAAAACCCUCAAGGUCCAGAGCACCUGUUUUGUAUGAAAUUGCUUAAAACAUGAACAUGUUAAGCUUGCGAACAUUUUGUUAAUCAACCUGAUAUAAGAAUGUGUAAUCACAAACGGAAUAAAUAUUUUAUACUGUUCUAUGAACGAAUUAUUGCAUAAAUGAAAAGCAAAAUACAUGCUAUGUUUUAACAAGUUUAAAUAAUAACUUGUGUAUAUAUCUAGAGCUUUUGCAAAAAAUAUAUAAUUUUCACUGUGUAACAGAAAGCAAAAACCAUCGAAUAUAUGCCAGUUUAAGGUCGAUUACAAGAAUCGUUUAUUUAAUCCGUGUCUACGUUAUUUCCAAAGGUCUUUUAAUGAGAUGUAUGAUCAACCGGCAUUUUUAAUGAAUCAAUACAUUGCAACAGUUCUAGACAAAGGGUUGCCUAAUUCAAAUUUAAAAAGAAACUGGGAGUCGUAAUUGUCGAUUUUUUAAGGUUCACAGUUUAAAUAAAUUACUUUGAUAUACCAUUUUAUGUACGAACACAUUUUGUUUAAUCAAUGUAUUUAAAUUGAUCAAUUUGCUGAAAAUACAGUACUGCCUGUUUACGAAAAAAACCAGAUGUAGCUGGCCAAAUAAAUAAUUCAUUUGCGUGGGAAUUAAAGUUUAAUCCGAUUUCAUUAUCAACUGAUCGAGAUAUUGUGAUAUGUAGCAAAAUGUGUUUUUAACGUGUGAACAUACGCGUCUUAUGUGCAAUCAUAUUGAUACUGCUUAAGGCGAUAAGAAAAUUAAUGACAUGAUUAUAUUGAAUGAGGUUUUAAUUUGAAUGAUUUAUAGCACGGUGUAAGAUAAACGCCGCUCCCAAGUGUGUGCGUGAUUCCGUUAUAACAAAUAAAUCUACUUCCUUGAAACCGGCAUAGUUGAAACAGUCGCAUGUGUUCCUACUUGAAUUGUUCGUUAACCCCUAACACGCUUAAUAUAAUUACUUCUUACAAAAUCCAAUCAAAACAAACAAAAAACAUUUUCAAUCUGGACAAAACUAUUCAUCUUUUCAGAUAGUCUGAUUGAGUAGCAAACAGUUCAGAAUGUUGUCAAAUGGAAGAUCUUUGGGUUUGUGGCGUGGAUAUGACGUUAUGUAUUUUAUUUCAUUUAUUUGAUGUUUCCUGUCAACUGUAUCGAAGAUAGGAGGGUCACUUCUGCUGGUGUAAUGCAAAUUACACUAUAAAUACUAGUGUUACUUUGAAUGUAUGAAUGUAAAAGUAGAAAUGCCACUCGUCGGUAUGGCUCCAUGUUAAC
Molecule: messenger RNA, 3490 nt
Organism: Ruditapes philippinarum (Manila clam)
Lineage: Eukaryota; Metazoa; Mollusca; Bivalvia; Venerida; Veneridae
Product: myogenesis-regulating glycosidase-like
Exons: 2
Coding region: 156-2213 (685 amino acids)
Biological process (GO): carbohydrate metabolic process
Molecular function (GO): hydrolase activity, hydrolyzing O-glycosyl compounds
Source: RefSeq, a predicted model, not a curated record